This is a messenger RNA of Paramecium pentaurelia, 401 nucleotides long. NCBI's taxonomy places the organism in Eukaryota, Ciliophora, Oligohymenophorea, Peniculida, Parameciidae. The record is from the annotation of a GenBank genome assembly.
AAUGAACUUCGAUGAUGCUUCUUUAUCUUCACUUCAUACUUAUAGAGUAAAGACUCGAUAACAACUCAAGGGCAUUUAACAUUCAAUCUAAAAGUCCAAAAGAAAAUACUGUCACAUUUCUCCUGAAAGAAAGAAUUAAUUAAUUUCCCUUGUCCUUGAUAAAAAGCUAAGAAUCAAAGAUGUAUAUAUAUAUAUUAUUCCUUCCAUAGGCUGCAAUAAUUUGUAAUUUAAAUUACUCCACUGCAAAAACAAUACUUUACACUUUGAGACAUCGACCACCUAAGAUAGCAGGAUUCAAAUCAUUUUAAGAUAAUAUUAAACCAAAACUAACAUUGAAAACUCUAAUAAAGGGAAAACUCAUACAUGAAUAUGAUUAUUAUUCGUAUUUGAAUUAAAACUGA